AUGUCGGGCGAGAAGAGAGACAAGAAGACCCGGACCCGCGACGCGGGCGGUGCCUCUGAGCAGGACACCGGAAAAGACGUUUCGCACAAGAAGAAGAUGCGGUCUUCUGCUGAUGCAUCGCCUGCUCCUGCGUCUGCUUCCUUCUACUCUUCGGCGGCCUCCAUGCAUCAGGAGAAGACCGGAGGAAAGCGUUCGAACUCAGAGACAGGGGACCGGGUGAGCAAGCGCAACCCCAAGCCCGAGACCAAGAAGGUUGCGACGUCGACGGCUGGAAUUCUCAACAAGAAGCGGAGACAACAGGUGGCGUUCCAGCUUCUCCAGGCGAAGAAGAAAGACAGAGCGAAGAAGAAGAAGGAGACGCGUGCGAAGGAAAGGCGAGGCGAAACGGUGGAGAAAAAGACACCGAAAACAAUCGAGUCCAUGCGCAGAUACGACCCCACUGUUGUCGAUGACGAGGACGAAGAGGAAGUUGGCGGCGAAGAGGACGUCGACGAGUUUGCUUCCUACUUCAAGCGCGAAGUCACGCCCAAGCUCAUGAUUACGACAAACAAGAAGGUAACGGCAGAUACAUACAGUUUUCUCAAAGAGAUCCUCUACAUCUUCCCCAACGCCUUUUUCUACAAGAGAGGCCCUUACCACAUCAAGAACAUCUGCAAAUUCGCCAUCAAGCAGGGGUUUACAGACCUUCUCGUUUUCCAGGAAAAGAAGCACCGGCCGUUCGGCCUCUACAUUGUUCAUCUCCCAGAAGGACCGACCUCGUAUUUCCGUUUGUCGAGUGUGCGCAUGGCGCAAGAGAUGAAGGGCGCAGGCACGAUGACGACGCACCUCCCUGAGCUGCUGCUGAACGGCUUCACCACCCGCCUCGGCCGACGUGUUGCUCGACAACUCGCGGCGCUCUUCCCCCUUACACCGGAGUUCUCCGGCCGCCGCGUAGUGACGUUUCACAACCAGCGCGACUUUAUCUUUUUCCGGCAUCACCGCUACAUUUUCGAAAACGGAAAGAAGACCCGUUUGCAAGAGAUUGGUCCGAGGCUCACUCUCAAGUUGCUCUGGAUGCAUGCAGGCCUCUUUGACACAAAAGAGGGUCUAUACGAGUUUAUCUGGAGGCCAGACAUGAAGGUCGACCGAAAGAAUAUGUUGCUGUAG
Molecule: messenger RNA, 1146 nt
Organism: Besnoitia besnoiti
Lineage: Eukaryota; Apicomplexa; Conoidasida; Eucoccidiorida; Sarcocystidae
Product: putative IMP4 family U3 small nucleolar ribonucleoprotein (snoRNP)
Exons: 6
Coding region: 1-1146 (381 amino acids)
Biological process (GO): maturation of 5.8S rRNA; maturation of LSU-rRNA
Cellular component (GO): nucleolus; preribosome, large subunit precursor
Molecular function (GO): rRNA primary transcript binding
Source: RefSeq, a predicted model, not a curated record